This is a messenger RNA of Striga hermonthica, 1467 nucleotides long. The record is from the annotation of a GenBank genome assembly. NCBI's taxonomy places the organism in Eukaryota, Viridiplantae, Streptophyta, Magnoliopsida, Lamiales, Orobanchaceae.
AGUCUUAAAAAAAAAAGAAUCAUGACGAAUCGUGAGAGAUUCGAUGCACUUGAGGAAAGCGUAAGGUCCCUUGGCAACGGACAACACGUGGUCAAUGAAAACAUGACAAAGUUGGAGCUGAUGAUACAUGACUUGGCGGGACAGCUGGAGAGAGUCAACCACCAUACGCGGAGGAGCCGCACAUCGAGAUCAACCAUGGCGGGAAUGGGCAGUUCGACGUCUAGUCGCGAUGAUGACGACGAACGGUCGCGGGGAACGUGCGCGACGCGCACUACCCGACACCACUGCGAUCGCAGGAUGCAUGGCCAUCGGCAUCAUCGCGAGGAGCACGUACGUGCGAAACCGAAGAUAACGAUGCCAACGUUCGAAGGAGUAGAUCCGGAUGCAUGGUUAAGUCGUGCCAUGCAAUUUUUCGAGAUCAAUGAGGUACACAAAUCUGAAAGAGUUCAAAUUGCUGCCUACUACUUGGAUGGGGAGGCUAACACAUGGUGGCAAUGGGUGUCACAUGUUUAUAAAAAUAAAGGCGAGCAAAUCAGAUGGCGAGAUUUUGAGAAGGAGCUGAUUGCCAGGUUUGGAUCUAGCGAAUACUUUGAUUAUGAUGAGGUGCUGACAAGGAUCCGCCAAACCGGUAGUCUAUGCGAUUACCAAAAGGAGUUUGAGAGGAUAGCAAGCCGAGUUCGGGAUUGGCCCGAGAAAGCACUUGUAGGUGCGUUUGUAGGAGGCUUAAAGGCUGAAUUGGCUGUAGAGGUACGAUUGGACAGGCCAAGGUCAACAAGGGCUGCCAUGGAAGCGGCGCGACUGCACGAGGAUCAUCUCGUGGCAGUGCGCAGGGCCAGACCGAGCGAGGGGCGCACGGACGUUCGGCGCGCGAGCGUCGUGGUCAACGAUACGCCCCCACGGGCCGAGGUCAAGCCAACAGUCGGCGAUGGUACACGCACCACUAGCAACUACCGACGGCUGACGGAGGAUGAGAUACAAAGGCGAAGGGAGAAAGGCUUGUGCUUUACUUGCAACGAGAAAUUUGCGCCAGGCUACAAGUGCAAGGGUAAGGAAAUUUUUGUGUUGGAAAGUGAGGAGGAACGAGAGGAAGAAAAGCCGCAGGAAGAUUCUUGGUUGCAUAUGGUGAAGUGCAACAAGCGUGGUCCUAGGAUGAUCAGAUUCACGGUCGAGAUAAAGGAUAUGUUGUUGGAGGUCCUGGUGGACAGUGGGUCGAGUUUAAAUUUUAUCGACGAAAAGAUAGCCCAAAAGCUGAAGUUAGUACCCACAAAAGUCAAGAAGUUUGGUGUCAAGUGUGCACAUGGUGUCCGACAUUUUUAUGCUGGCAGAUGUUCAGUUAUCAGUCAGGUGAUGUUUAUCAUGAGAUCAGUAUCAGAUUAUUCAGUACCGGUAUCAGUAUCAGUUUCAGUUUCAGUUUCAGUUCACUUCAGUUAUAUAUGCCAGGAUCAUGAUAUUGUUAUUAUUUUCACU